CAUGGACCCUUAGCUAAGAGAUGAACAUAGGUAACUUUUAGAGAAGAAUCAAAAGUAAUUAUUAACUUAUGGAACUUCUGGCUUUAGAGAAGAAUCAAAAUAUUUGAAAUUUGUAGGUUGGAGAGUGGGAAUCUUUAUUGGAUAAAUGUCUAAGAAUACAACAUUAAAAUUAGGAGUUAUGAUAACAGCAUCACAUAAUAAGAUUAUUGAUAAUGGUUUUAAGAUAGUACCACCAAAAGGUGGAAUGCUUUCAAUUGAGGAAGAAUAGAAUAUAGAAAUAUUUUAUAAAUCUGAAGAAAUUGUAUAAUCUGAAACAUAAUAUGAUACUGGAAUAGUAUAUGUUGGAAGGGAUACUAGACCAUCUAGUGAAUCAUUAUGUUAAAUAGUUUUAGAUGGAAUCAAAGAAGCAGGAGCAAUUGGAAUUAAUUUAGGAAUAGUUACAACACCAUAAUGUGCAUUUUUAGUUUAUGCAACAAAUUUAGGAUUAGUUAAUUAAAUAGAAUCUAAUUAAUAAUUUUUUGUUGAGUAUUUUUGUAACAUCUUUUUACAAUUAAUUAAAAAUCCAAUUAAAGGAACUUUAGUUAUUGAUGGAGCAGAAGGUGUUGGAGGAAUUUGGAUAAAAUAUUUUUAAGAAAAAUUAGCAAAUGUAUUAACAAUUUAAAGAAUUAAUUAUGGAGAUGAACCACAUUUAUUAAAUGAUGGUUGUGGUUCAGAAUUUGUAUAAAAAGAAAAAAAAUUACCUAAAAAUUUUGUUUAUGAUCCUAAUUAUAGAUAUGCAUCAUUAGAUGGUGAUGCUGAUAGAUUAGUUUAUUAGUAAUAAUUAUAUAAUAUCAUAGUUAUUUUGAAUAAAAUAAGUUGUAAAUUAUUGAAGGUGAUAGAUUUGCUAUAUUAUUUGCUAUGUAUAUAAAAUAAUAACUUUAAAAAAAACCUGAUUUAAAAUUAUCUAUAGGUAUUAUAUAAACAGCAUAUGCAAAUUCGGCAUCAACAAAAUAUAUUACAGAAAAUUUAGGAAUCUAUGCUAAAUAUGCACCUACAGGAGUCAAAUAUUUACAUAGAGUUGCUCAUGAAUUUGAUAUUGGAAUAUAUUUUGAAGCAAAUGGACAUGGAGCUGUUAUUUAUAAAGAUCAUGUUUUAUCUUAACUGAAAGAAUUUGAACUUUUUGAACUUGAAUUGUUUUUAAAACUAUCAAAUUAAGCAGUAGGAGAUGCCAUUAUUAAUAUAUUAAUGACUGAGUUUUUAUUAAAUAAAUUAGAAAUUACUAUUUAAGAUUGGUUGUUAAUCUAUUAAGAUUAUCCUGCACUUUCAACAAAGUUAUAUGUAAAAAAUAAAUAAAUCAUUAAAACCAAUUAUGAAGAAACAUCUUUAAUUGAACCAAUAGGUAUAAAUAAUUAUUAAUUAAAAGAUCUUAAAUAAAAAGUAGAUGAAAUAAUGUCUAAAUAUGAUAAUUCAUAUAGAACAUGUAUUAGACCAUCUGGUACUGAAAAUGUAGUAAGAAUUCAUAGUGAAGGUCCCUAAGUUGAAAUUGUGAAGGAAAUCGACUUUAGAAUCAAUGAAUUGUUAAAAUCAUAUAUGGAAAUAUGA
Paramecium pentaurelia is the source of this 1581-nucleotide messenger RNA. The record is from the annotation of a GenBank genome assembly. Lineage: Eukaryota; Ciliophora; Oligohymenophorea; Peniculida; Parameciidae.